Molecule: messenger RNA, 2487 nt
Organism: Scomber scombrus (Atlantic mackerel)
Lineage: Eukaryota; Metazoa; Chordata; Actinopteri; Scombriformes; Scombridae
Gene: scg3
Product: secretogranin III
Exons: 12
Coding region: 306-1787 (493 amino acids)
Biological process (GO): protein localization to secretory granule
Cellular component (GO): secretory granule membrane
Source: RefSeq, a predicted model, not a curated record
UCUCACACGGGGCUUGAAGAGCCUCACUGCUUAUCUGGUUAUAAUUAUACAGAGGUGACCUGGUUUCAGCACCGCGGCUCGUCAACAGCUCCAGUGAAAACGCGGAGAUUUGGUCAGCCCCUCCCCGCCGGGUGCUUUAGACAGAGCGGGUAGCCAGGGCGCAGCCUCCGCGGCAGUUUCAGCACCAGCAGCCGGAGCGGAGCUGUCCACACAUUCAGCACUUUGCUCCUGGAGGACAAGACUACGGGCAGAAGACACCCAGGAGAUAUCUUCCUCCUGGACGCACCGAGACAACUUAUUUCAGGAUGGCGUCAAAAUACACUGGCCUCUUCAUCCUUUUCCAUCUUCUAGCCCUGAAUGUAGUGAGCCAGAUAUCUGCCUUCCCCACACCUACAGCCUCAUCGGCUGAUAAAACUGUGUACAAUAGACAGCUGACAGAAGAAAAAACACUACAAGAGCAGAUUGCUGAGGUGGACAAUGUGAAGGCUGCAGUACAGUCAGCUGAGAGCCAGCGUCCCACUGGUUCCAAGGACACAGAGUCAGAGCAGGACCGUGAUGACUCCACCGUCCUGAAGUCACUGGCUGACAGCCAGAAAUCAAAGGAGACCACUGAGGUGCCAGUCAAGGCGGAUCAGUAUGUCCCAGAUGAAUCAGACUCUACCAAGAGCCGCCGUCUGGCUGAGGACUACGACUCCACCAAGAACGGGAUGGAUUACGGCAAGUACCAAGAUGACCCAGAGAGCUUCCGUCAGGUGGAUGGCACUCCGCUGACAGCAGAGGAUAUUGUCCAGAAGAUCGCAAACAAAAUUUACGAGGAGGAUGACAGAGGAGUGUUUGACAGGAUUGUUUCCAAGCUGCUCAAACUGGGGCUGAUAACAGAUAGCCAGGCAGACACUCUGGAGUACCAGGUAGCUGAGGCUCUCCAGGAUCUCAUCACCAAAAAUGCAAAGAACAAUGAGGUUGAGGACACUGACAACAAUGACCAAGAAACCAGAGGACAGCAGGAUGACCAGGACUCAGACGCGAAUGUGGAUGCAUGGGAGCAGCCCAGUCGCCGCUACAAUGAUGACGAGGAGGAAGAGGAAGGAUACGCUGAUGAGGUUGAGGAUGAGGUAGACAGGGAUGCAGAGGAAGAUAGGGAUGACACAGCGGACAACAACUGGGACAAAGACACUGAGGAGGGCAAUGAAGUGAGCCCAGAUGACGGGCUCCAGGACCUGCAGUACUUCCCAAACUUUUACCGCCUGCUCAGAAGCCUUAACUCGGAUGAAGACACGCAAGAGAGAGAGACACUGAUUACGAUCAUGAAGACGCUGAUUGACUUCGUGAAGAUGAUGGUGAAGUACGGCACCAUCACACCUGAGGAGGGAGUGUCCUAUCUGGAAAACUUGGAUGCAAUGAUCGCCCUGCAGACCAAGAACAAGCUGGGCAAGUCUCUCGGACCUCCUGACUUCGCUGGAUCCAAUGGAAAACUUUUGGAUGAGGACGACAACACCAAGGCCGAGGCCGCCAAGAUGCAGAAGGAAUACGAAAACCUGAAAGACUCAACCAAGGAGGAGCAGCCCUCAACUGAGACCAAUCAGCCUGGCAAAUCAGAGACCUAUCUGGAAGCCAUCAGGAAGAACAUUGAGUGGCUGAAGAAACACAACAAAGAAGAAGGCAAAGAUGAUUAUGACCUGUCCAAACUGAAGAACUUCAUGGACCAGCAGGUGGACUCCUACAUUGAGAAGGGCAUCAUCGCCAAGGGCGAAGGUGACACCAUCAAGAGGAUCUACAGCAGCCUGUAACGCCAUCAUCCAUCAUCCAUCCUCCAGCCAAACUCUGGCCUAAAACACAGGACUGAAUCUGACACUAAGAUCUAUAACAGAACCCUAAUUUUCUUUGUUAUUUCCCAUGGCAUGGUAAAGUAUAUACUAUGUAUUCCAAACUACCUGCUUAGAGGAACCCUUUUAAUCUCCCAUAUGUCCCCCAAACAUAUCAAGAGAAGGGAUUUAACAACACUAUCAACAAAACAGUAAAAUCAUUCCUAACUGAUCAUAUUUGCACGUCAAGAUUACAGAGUAAUACAAUAUUAUUGAGAGAAUUUUAUGUAACUGACUGAUACAUCCAACUAAAUAAUAGCAUUUACUCCAUCUUCACCCUUGUGGGAAAUUAAUGUUAUGCGAGUAUGAUGCUGUAGCUUUGUCAUCAACUACUGUUUUCAGUAAGUUUUUUGCAACAAUUUACACAUAUAUCAAAUUGUACUCAUUAUGUGUAACCUGUCCUAGCCUAUUAUAUUUCUUUUUCCGGUGUUUAUGUAAGAUCUUAAUGUAUUCCUGCUUUUCAUUUUACCAAAAAUAUAUUUGUUGUGUAUCAUGUCAGUGCCCUCGGUAUUCCUUUUGUUCUGUUCUUCUGUAAUUCUCCUGGGGCCCACUAGGGGGCGAUGAAUGAAUAAUUUUUCUCUGCACAUCUCUGUGAGUUAAACCUCUCAUCUCUUUAGAGACACAA